AUGGUUGGUACCUGGACGCCUCCAGGUGCCAUAUUCAGCUUCGAGUUCGACGAUGAACAACUGACCUUGAAACUGAUCAACAGAGCAGAAAUUCCGGAAGAUGAACCCAUAUCAUGGAUGACUUUUAAUCAUUCCAGGAAAACCAUAUACGGCGCGUCCAUGAAAAAAUGGUCUAGCCAUACGGUCAACAGCCCAACAGAUAUUCAGCACAAUGUGUCGCAUUCGAUAGCGGGACAUGAACUUGCACCAAGCCGCGAUACCAAUACUCGAGCCAUUUUCGUCCUUGCCGCACAGAAACCCCCUUACAAUGUCUACGGCAACCCCUUCUACAAGUAUGCCUCACACGGGAAUGUUUUCAGUGUCCAUGACGCUGGUAGAUUGGCGCAAAACAUACAGAAUUAUGAGUACGAAGAAAAAGCAGGCGUGCAUGGAAUGGUCUUUGAUCCAACCGAAUCAUUCCUGUACUCAGCAGACAUGGGCGCGGAUAAGUUAUGGACACAUGCAAAGAAUCAUGAAACGGGACAAGUACAGCUCGCUGGAAGCGUCUCGGCACCCGAGACUGGAGACCACCCUAGAUGGGUGGAGAUGCACAAGAGUGGAAAACAUCUUUACCUGCUGAUGGAAGCUGGGAAUCGUCUGGCGGAAUACAAGAUCGACCAAGACUCCCACCUGCCCGAAUUUACUGGUAAAAGCUUCUCACUUAUCCCAGAAGAUUUACGCGCCAAUAAAAAUAACUAUCGUGGUGAUGUUGUGUUCUGUGCACAAAGUGGCGAAUAUCUCUUUGCUACAACGCGUUCCAACACCCUGACAAUUCCCGGCUGGAUUAGUGCCUACAAGUUGGCCGAAGAUGGCAGUAUUGAGAAGCGAGUGCUGCUACAAGCCACCAGUUCCAGUGGAGGUCAUUCAAAUGCACUCGGCAUGUGUCCCUGGACGGAUGAAUGGAUUGCCUUGACAGAUGACACCGUUGGCUUUAUUGAAAUGUACCGAUGGUCCAAUGAAAAACUCCAGGUGGUGGCGAGGUGUGAGGUGCAUGAACCUGGAUUUGGCAUGAAUGCGAUUUGGUAUGAUUAG
Exophiala bonariae is the source of this 1071-nucleotide messenger RNA. RefSeq lists its product as uncharacterized. Bases 1 to 1071 code for a protein of 356 amino acids. The transcript has 4 exons. The record is from RefSeq and is a predicted model, not a curated record. NCBI's taxonomy places the organism in Eukaryota, Fungi, Ascomycota, Eurotiomycetes, Chaetothyriales, Herpotrichiellaceae. Gene Ontology annotation, molecular function: 6-phosphogluconolactonase activity; protein binding.